Molecule: messenger RNA, 758 nt
Organism: Erpetoichthys calabaricus (reedfish)
Lineage: Eukaryota; Metazoa; Chordata; Cladistia; Polypteriformes; Polypteridae
Gene: ppil1
Product: peptidylprolyl isomerase (cyclophilin)-like 1
Exons: 4
Coding region: 172-672 (166 amino acids)
Biological process (GO): protein folding; protein peptidyl-prolyl isomerization
Cellular component (GO): catalytic step 2 spliceosome
Molecular function (GO): peptidyl-prolyl cis-trans isomerase activity
Source: RefSeq, a predicted model, not a curated record
AGAUUCAUUUUUGUAUCUAUCAGUUUCGGUAUGGAGAACUAGAGCAAUGCGCCGUGUACCUUGUCGGAACGGUUUUGGUGUGACAUUCCGGUUAAGCAGCGCUUCAAAGGCUAUCCGCGCGGAGCGGGUCCCGUCAUAUGCUCGAUUUACGUUCAUUUCACACAAACCGUGAUGUCGGGAAUCCCGCCGGACACUUGGCAGCCUCCCACGGUCACAAUAGAUACCACCAUGGGAACUAUUGUGGUGGAGCUAUACUGGAAACACACCCCAAAGACCUGCAAGAAUUUUGCUGAGUUGGCAAGAAGAGGUUACUACAAUGGCACCAAGUUUCACAGGAUAAUCAAGGACUUUAUGAUCCAAGGAGGGGACCCGACAGGAACUGGAAGAGGUGGUGCAUCUAUUUUUGGAAAACAGUUUGAAGACGAGUUACAUCCAGAACUAAAAUUUACUGGUGCUGGCAUCUUGGCAAUGGCAAAUGCUGGCCCAGACACUAAUGGGAGCCAGUUCUUCAUCACUCUUGCGCCAACCCAGUGGUUGGAUGGGAAACAUAGCAUCUUUGGGCGUGUGUGCCAAGGAAUUUCUGUGGUGAACCGUAUUGGAAUGGUGGAGACAAACACACAGGACAGGCCUGUAGAUGAUAUCAAGAUACUAAAGACAUACUUAUCAAGUUGAAAUGAAAGUAUGGGAUUUUGGGACUGGGUGUUAGUUUUAGAAUUUUUCUUAACAAUGAUGUUUGAAUAAACUGUCUUUUUAUUUAA